AGGUUGGAGAAUCAGCAGGCCCAGUCUUUUUUCCUGCCCUCUAACCUAGACGCAAAACCCUCGGAAAAACGAAGGCUAAAACUAAAACCCCCUCUCUCUCAUCCCCAAGGAGACACAGCUUAGAGCUAAAAAACACUUCCAAUGGCGGCCAAGAAUCAACAAACGCAAAAACCCAAUAAGAGAAAGCAAUUCUCAAGCACCAAAACGGACAAAGAUGGCUCGAAAUCGAAGAAGCCGAAGCUGCUUUCUUCAACCCCUUCAUCAGCAAACCCUUCAAACAAACUCCUCAAGAAACCUUUCAACUCAUCCAAACCAAAACGAGAACACCCAACUCAUUCCAAGUUUAAGAAAUCGGAAUCUGGGAAUGAUAAUAAAGAACUUACAAAGCGAGAGCGUCGAAUCCAAGCCAAGGAAUUGGCUGAAGCUAGAAAGAAGAAGAGGAAGCCGCAUUAUACUCUUGAACAAGAGCUUGCAUCUUUAUGGGAAAAGAUGAGGCGUCGGAAUAUUGCUAAAGAAGACAGAUCAAAGCUUAUAACUGAAGCUCUGCAAAAGAUGAAGGGAAAGAUUCCAGAAAUUGCUGGCUCUCAUGUUUCAUCUCGUGUUCUGCAGACCUGUGUUAAGUACUGCUCACAAAUAGAAAGAGAUGCCGUAUUCUCCGAGCUUCAGCCACACCUUCUGACCCUUUCUUGCAAUGCCUAUGCAGUGCAUCUUGUGAAGAAAAUGUUUGAUGCAGCAUCUAAAAAACAGCUGGCUGGGGUUAUCUCAUCUCUCCGUGGGCAUGUUGCUUCACUUCUUCGGCACAUGGUUGGAUCUGUUGUUAUUGAGCAUGCAUAUCAACUGGGAAAUGCCACUCAAAAACAAGAGCUUCUGAUGGAAUUAUAUUCUACCGAGCUUCAUCUGUUCAAAGACCUCGCAUCCAUCAAAGAAAGCAGGUUAAUAGAUAUAAUAUCAAAGCUGGACCUGCAAAAAUCAUCUGUUUUGCGACACAUGAGUUCGGUAAUCCAACCAAUCCUUGAAAAAGGAAUAUUAGACCACUCGAUGAUACACAGGGUAUUAAUAGAGUAUUUGGACAUAGCUGAUAAGUCCUCUGCUGCAGAUAUAAUUCAACAGCUGUCUGGCCCACUCCUUGUUCGUAUGAUCCAUACCCGAGAGGGAUCUAAGAUUGGGAUGCUUUGUGUUAAGCAUGGGAGUGCGAAGGAAAGAAAGAAAAUCAUCAAAGGGAUGAAAGGCCAUAUAAGCAAGAUAGCGCAUGAUCAAUGUGGAUGCAUGGUACUCGUUAGUAUAUUUUCUAUGGUCGAUGACACAAAGCUUAUAACAAAGAUUAUCAUCCGUCAGCUUCAAACAACAUUGAAAGAGCUUGCUUUGGACAAGAGUGCAAGGCGCUUGUUGCUGCAGUUGCUUCAUCCAAACUAUUCACGCUAUUUAAAUACUGAUGGUCUGGCGUCUCUAAAUUUAACUGUUCCAUCACUCAGUUCUAAGAACGAGUCAGAAAUCAAAUCCAAGAAACUUUCAAGGGAUGAAGAAUCUAGUAAGGAGGCAGCUAAGAGUGAUAUUCCCGAAGAGAACCUUGAUGAAGAAUCUACAAAGGAGGUAGCUACGACAGAUUCUGAUAUGGAAGCAACUGAGUCCGGUAAAAGUGAUACUCCCGAAGAGAACCUUAACUCAGCUGAAGGUGGGAAGAAGGAUCCUUCGUUAAGGAGGAGGGAGUUGCUAGUCAACAGUGGGCUUGCUGAGAACCUUAUUGAUGUUUGCAUUGAGAAUGCAGAAGAAUUGCUUACAUCAAAUUUUGGCAAAGAAGUAAUUUUCGAGGUUGCGAAGGGGGGUUCUGAUGGAAUUCUCCACCCAACUUUGGAUGAAAAGUUGAAUAACUUGCAUGAAGCUAUAGCAGAACUUGCAGCAAAGCCUAAAUCCGAUGAAUCCGAGGAAGAACAUGUGCUUGAAAACUUCCAUUCCAGUCGCACCAUACGGAAAUUAAUCUUAGACUGCCCUGCAUUUGCUUCCACAUUGUGGAAGAAAUCUUUGGAAGGAAAGUGUCAAUUAUGGGCCCAGGGUCACAGUUCAAAGGUAGUGUCUGCAUUUUUGGAAUCCUCAGACUCCGAGGUCCGUAAAGUGGCAAAAGAAGAGUUGCAGCCCUUGGUAGAUGAUGGUACUCUCAAAAUCCCUGAAACCAAGCAAUUAGCAAAUGAAAAUUAGGUCUGCCUGAAACGGAAAAGACUAGAAUAUCUCGAUCGUUGAAUGGAUGCUGUUGAUUGGGCUACUGGAAAUGCCGAGUGAAUGACCAAUCAUGAAGGAGUUUAUGAAAUAUAUACAGAGCAAAUUACUGUGAGUUUUCUUAACUGAUAGGGUUAAGGAAUUUUGGCUAAAUUACGAAAUGAUUGUAGAAUUUGGAAUAUUAUUAUAAAUAAUGAGUUUCUUAAAAAAUCUUUAAUGCAUGAGCUUUUAUUA
Molecule: messenger RNA, 2445 nt
Organism: Gossypium raimondii (Peruvian cotton)
Lineage: Eukaryota; Viridiplantae; Streptophyta; Magnoliopsida; Malvales; Malvaceae
Product: pumilio homolog 24
Exons: 17
Coding region: 142-2193 (683 amino acids)
Biological process (GO): regulation of translation
Cellular component (GO): nucleolus
Molecular function (GO): mRNA binding
Source: RefSeq, a predicted model, not a curated record